AUGGUCAUUCCCCGAGACGACAACCGGCGGGCGAAUUUCGAGGACCAGCAGCAACAGGCACCUGGAGCGAACGGCCAGAUGAACCAGGAUCAGCAGCAGCAAGCACUUGGAGCGAACGGCCAGUUGAACCAGCUGCCUGGCCCGAUGGACCAGCAGCAGUGGCAGCAGCAGCAACAGCAGCAGGCUGGACUGAUCAACCAGCCACAUCAGCUCGGUGCAGGCCGUGGCGACGACGUUCCACCACAGGGGGUCGGCGCUAUGAGCAACUGCCGGCUUCCCCCUUUCUGGUGCACCGGACCCGAGCUGUGGUUUUUCCAGAUCGAGUCACAGUUCCAGGUGCACAACGUCACCAGUGACUCAACGAGGUACCACCUGGUCGUGGCGGCUCUGGACGUGGACGCCAUCGCCGAGGUCUCGGACAUCAUCCGCCGACCACCUGUCGUGGAGAAAUAUAACACGCUCAAGACGGCACUAAUCUCGCGGAUGACGGACUUACCCGAAGUUCAAUUGCACAAGCUGCUGACCGGCGUGGAGCUUGGCGAUCGACGACCCUCGCAACUCUUACGCCGCAUGAGGACGUUGGCCGCACCGGCAAAUGUGAGCGACGAGGUGCUCCGAAGCAGAUGGCUGGAUCUUUUGCCGCCGCAAACGAGACGCCUGCUUCUCGUCAUCAGGAAUCAGUCGCUCGAGGAUCUCGCGGCAGUAGCCGACGAGGCUCAUGAGGUCGGCCCGUUGGUCAUGGCAACGAGUCCCUCGCCCCGGAGGUCCCAGUCGCCGUCGAACCAGGUCGCGCAGGAGCUCGCACAGCUCCGCCGAGCUAUUGAGCAGCUCACUACCAUUACGCGCGAGUCCAUUGGAUCUAGCAGUGGCCAACGAGGUCGCUCCAGGAGCCGUGGGAACCGGCCGGCAAGAAACAGAUCGCCUACGCCAGCGAACAACGCGAGGACUGGAUAUUGCUGGUACCACGCGACCCACGGCGACGUCGCGGACAACUGUAAGCCAGGCUGCACGCAUCCGCUGACGAAAUACCCAUCAGCUCAAUCGGGAAACUAG
Molecule: messenger RNA, 1053 nt
Organism: Trichogramma pretiosum
Lineage: Eukaryota; Metazoa; Arthropoda; Insecta; Hymenoptera; Trichogrammatidae
Exons: 1
Coding region: 1-1053 (350 amino acids)
Source: RefSeq, a predicted model, not a curated record